AUGCUUUUUCAUAUAUCUUCCACAGGUGGGUUAUUAAGCUAUUUUUCGGGCCUGUUUGGCACUAAGGAACGGCGCAUCCUCAUACUGGGGCUAGACGGAGCUGGGAAGACAACAAUCUUGUACAGGUUACAAAUGAUAAUGACUUCUCUAACCUUGAAAGUUGCUAAUUGUUCGAAUGUGUUCCGUGCUUCUGCAGCAAUUGGCUUCAAUGUUGAGACAGUCACUUAUAAAAAUCUCAAGUUCCAGGUCUGGGAUCUGGGAGGACAAACCAGCAUCAGGCCAUAUUGGCGUUGUUAUUACUCCAACACUGAUGCUAUUAUUUAUGUCGUGGACAGCAUGGACAGAGACCGUAUUGGUAUUAGCAAACAGGAACUUGUUUCAAUGUUGGAGGAAGACGAACUGAAGAAGUCUGUCCUGGUUGUGUUUGCAAACAAACAAGACAUAGAGGGCGCUAUGAGUGUUACAGAAGUUGCCAAUUCUCUUGGGCUUCCAGCUUUGAAGAAUAGAAAGUAUCAGAUUUUUAAGACUUCUGCUAUCAAAGGAGAGGGUUUAGAUGAGGCAAUGGAAUG
Molecule: messenger RNA, 569 nt
Organism: Candidula unifasciata
Lineage: Eukaryota; Metazoa; Mollusca; Gastropoda; Stylommatophora; Geomitridae
Source: the annotation of a GenBank genome assembly